Amoebophrya sp. A25 is the source of this 663-nucleotide messenger RNA. The record is from the annotation of a GenBank genome assembly. NCBI's taxonomy places the organism in Eukaryota, Dinophyceae, Syndiniales, Amoebophryaceae.
AUGGGUCUUCCUCUUCUUGCUGAUGAUUUCAAUGCCUGGCAGUCGGUGUAUCAGAAUGAAGAAGCGACGAAAGGCUUCCGAGGACUGAUUAAGAUCGAACAGGAAGUGUUCGAAACGGAUGUUUGGCGGAGCUAUAAGGCGAAAGCUAAAGGUAACAUGAAGUGUUAUGUCGUUGCGUUCUUCGACGGCACCAAGGACACUUCGUUACCUCCAGAAAGCAAAGCAAUAGCUUUCAUGCUGGUGAGCUUUGUGCGAGAUACUGGAGCAGAUGCGAGGCGGGGUGACUGGAUAUUUAAAGCCAGAGCUUUGCUCUUUCUAGAUGAUGGGCAGGGGCACUCGUGAAAAAAUUGAACUUGAAUCUUGUUGGUUUGUUGUUGGAAUCACAGCAGACAACAGAAAUACUCAACUCUCUAUUGCAUUUGACGCACUAUGAUUUCGGAGUCAUCUACGAUCUACCAGGUACAGGUUAGACUAUAGUGAGACUAUUCAACAACCAUAAAAUUGGGGUGAUUCCCCACUCUCGAACACCUUUGCUUAUAAUGCCGACUGAAAAGAAACAUCAUCAUUAGCCCCAAACCCCCACACCAGUGGUCACAACAUGCUGCCUGCUCAUGGUACUGCUUCUUCACCUCGCAUUUGAAGAAGAAAAUGAAAAUAUGUGAG